GUUUUCUGCUCGCUGCCGCGGCGCGACAACCGCUCAGAGAUCCCCGUGGUGGUCCAAGCAAGUUCUGCGUGAGGCAGAGUUCAUCUUUCCUGUUCUAUACGCUUUAUCUACGCAGGACGUCACCGACAUUGCUCGAUCAUCCCUUUCGUUCGCUCCCACUCGAAAUCACUGGAACGCAAGUACUUAUAUCGUACCAUCAUAUUGGAUGAAACAUGGUUUUUGGUUUGUUCUCGCGCAAGUCAGGAUCGAAGGCACCUGCACCUUCAGACCAUGCUCCAGCACAACAACUGCGGACACCUUCACCUUCAGAGGCCGCAUCCGUGGGCCAAGGCCCUGCUCCUCUAGGUUCUCCAACCGCGAAAGGACAUGGCUCGCCAUCUCGCACCCACUUUGAUCUACCAGAAAUCCACGGCGUUCCUCCCGAUUCUGAUGCGCUCACUGCCCAUCUCAAGGCCGUCCCCGCCAAGACGCUCCACGCCUACACACUCUCGCAUCUUCCCAACGCGGAUCCCUCUGUACUCUCGGCCCUUUCGUUAUUCUACUCAAGUCUUACUCCACCGCCACGGUUGCAUUGUGUGCGGUGUCACAAAGAAUACGUCGAAAUCGAAAACGAUGAUAGGAGCUGCCUGCUACCUCACGACGACGAAAGCGCGGUUGUUGAGCGUAUUGGCGUGAAUAACAUGCGCAAGAAAGGUCCGGGUGGUACCGUGAGGGAGGGUGCAACGUUCGAAACUCGCUGGGGAUGCUGCGAUAAGACCGUCGAGGGCGAUGGAGACCAAGGUCCUCCGGACGGUUGGUGCUACGAGGGACGACAUACGACGGACAUCAGGCGCGCACGAUAUCGUGCCGACUCAUCACCCACGGAGGAUAAACUCAUAUCGUGCCUUUCGCGGAAUUGCCACGGAAUCCGAGUACAGCUUGCUGCAGGUAGUGCAAGCCCCAUGAUCAGCGCUCGGAAGCGCACUCGCUCUACACGCAGUCGUAAGAGCGUGAACCUCAAGGAGACGAGCAGUGACGACGAGCCCAUGGAGACGGACGAGCAGGACCCUACCGCCGAUGAUAGCAUCCGAGGGCGUGCGAGAACAGCGAGAAAGGAGUCCGACGAUGAGGAUACCAGAUCGGUCAAGUCGUCGCGCUCUGCCAAGGAGCCGAAACGACCGCGAAGGGCAGCUAGUCGAGCACCUGCAUCAAAAGCUCGCGCACGGUCCCAAGGCCCUCCCGCAUCGAGGAAAGCGCGAGCAGGCAAGAAGUCGGUUGUCUUAGAGGCGAACGAUGCUGUUGAGGACUCCGGCGCAGAGACUACCAAGGAAGACGCUACCACAGAAUCGGAGAAACCGAAGAAGAAGCGUCGAACCGUGAAAUGAGAUCAUACCAUUCAACAAGCCUGGUCCGGGUCGUCGCUCUCGAGUUAUCGCAGAUUGAUUCUUGGGCAGUGUAUACUCCCGCGGUGCCUUUGGUAGGUGUGUUUGCGUUGCUUGAGUUUGAGAUGACUCCCAUUUGUCGAUUCAGCACGAUAUCGUCGUCUGCUUUGUACACCUCCGUCAACAUUUGAAGGUUCAUUAAUAUCCCCGCUUCACUAUAUCACCGAAGAAUGAGCUUCUAUACACUCCCUUCUACCUUCUCUGCACAUAGAUGCAGUUCACACCUUCAUACCC
Molecule: messenger RNA, 1655 nt
Organism: Punctularia strigosozonata HHB-11173 SS5
Lineage: Eukaryota; Fungi; Basidiomycota; Agaricomycetes; Corticiales; Punctulariaceae
Exons: 3
Coding region: 213-1364 (383 amino acids)
Source: RefSeq, a predicted model, not a curated record